Aspergillus nidulans FGSC A4 is the source of this 1723-nucleotide messenger RNA. Its product is annotated as catalase. NCBI's taxonomy places the organism in Eukaryota, Fungi, Ascomycota, Eurotiomycetes, Eurotiales, Aspergillaceae. The coding region runs from base 1 to 1587 and encodes 528 amino acids. The record is from RefSeq and is a predicted model, not a curated record. Gene Ontology annotation, molecular function: catalase activity; heme binding. The transcript is spliced from 9 exons. Gene Ontology annotation, biological process: cellular oxidant detoxification; response to oxidative stress.
AUGGUGACAACAGCACAGAGCCAAUGCCGCCAUGCCACCGAGGUAAGACCGCCGGAGGCUUGCCUCUGGCCUCAGACACGUUUCUUUUUCAGAAACAGCAGCACUUCAACCGGUCGAAGCUGCUGGAGCGCAUGGUUCAUCCUUGCUAACAGCUCAGGUGGAAGCGGCGCGUUUGGGCACUUCGAGGUCACGAAGGAUGUAUCUGACUUGACAAAGGCACACUUUUUGCGAUCACCGGGCAUCAAAACCCCCGUGUUCAUUCGCUUUUCCACCGUUACUCUUGGGCGAGAAUACCCAGAUCUGGCGCGCAAUCCCCGUGGUUUCGCCGUCAAGUUCUAUACGGGUGAAGGCAACUACGAUAUUGUCGGAUUAAACUUUCCCGUUUUCUUCUGCCGUGAUCCUAUCCAAGGCCCUGAUGUGAUCCGGUCUCAGUACCGGAACCCGCAAAACUUCCUGCUCGACCACAACUCCUUGUUCGACCUGCUUGCGAAUACUCCCGAGGGUAACCACGCUGGAAUGAUGUUCUUUAGCGACCACGGCACACCGGCCGGCUGGCAAAACAUCCACGGUUACGGCUGCCACACGUUCAAAUGGGUAAAUGCCGAGGGCAAAUUCGUCUACAUCAAGUACCACUUCCUGGCGGAUCACGGCCAAAAGCAGUUCAACGCAGACGAGGCUCUGCGCUACGGCGGCGAAGACCCAGACUACUCGAAGCGCGAACUCUGGCGGACUAUCGAGAACGGAAAGGAGCUCAGCUGGACUGCCUAUGUGCAGGUUAUGAAGCCCGAAGAUGCCGAUCCGGAGAAACUGGGUUUUGAUCCUUUUGAUGUGACGAAGGUUUGGCCGAAGAAGCAGUUUCCGCUGCAAGAAUUCGGGAAACUUACCCUUAACAAAAAUCCAGAGAACUUCCACCGCGAUGUCGAGCAAGCCGCUUUCUCGCCCGGCAGCAUGGUCCCUGGCAUUGAAGACAGUCCCGACCCCCUCCUCCAAUUCCGCAUGUUUUUCUACCGCGACGCGCAGUACCACCGAAUCGGUGUCAACCUGCAUCAGGUCCCAGUGAACUGCCCCUUUAUGGCCUCCUCCUACUCCUCCCUCAAUUUCGACGGCCAGCUGCGUGUUGACGCAAACCACGCCAUGAAUCCACAAUACGCUCCCAACAGCUUCGUGCACAAAUUCCGCACCGAUACGGCCGAGGCACCCUACCAGCUCGCUGACGGGACCGUCAGCCGCAAGUCGCACUUCUUCCACGAGGGCAAAGCGAGCGAGUACGACCAGCCGCGGGAGCUCUACGAAAGGGUCAUGGAUGAGAAGGCAAGACAGCACUUACAUACCAACACGGCCAGACUCCUGAAGCUGGUCGAGUAUCCUAAGAUCCAGGCCAAGUAUCUAGGACAGCUGUUGCGGAUCUCGGAGAAGUAUGCGCGCGGCGUGUAUGACUUGCUUCCUGAGAAGAAGUUUGGAUUUGAUGAAGUGCAGAGCUUUGCUAAGGGCGCAGAGGUCGCCGGCAAGGAGGCGAAGUUCCGGCCAAACAUGCCGACGGAUAAGCUGCUGGGCUUGUGUCCUGCUAUGGCGGUUUAUGGGCCCUGACUUUGCUGCAACUAGGAAUAGUUCUGCUUUGAAACUAUACGAGAAUGUACUCCCUAUUGUCCAGUAUAUAUUCUCUGUCUAUCUCAAGUGUUCGUAUGCGAUGACAGUCGAUGCCCUAAUAAUAUCAUUUCCUCUA